Messenger RNA from Triticum dicoccoides, 566 nucleotides. RefSeq names its product 40S ribosomal protein S29. Gene Ontology annotation, biological process: cytoplasmic translation. The record is from RefSeq and is a predicted model, not a curated record. The transcript has 3 exons. Gene Ontology annotation, molecular function: zinc ion binding; structural constituent of ribosome. The coding region runs from base 95 to 265 and encodes 56 amino acids. Gene Ontology annotation, cellular component: cytosolic small ribosomal subunit; ribosome. Lineage: Eukaryota; Viridiplantae; Streptophyta; Magnoliopsida; Poales; Poaceae.
CCGCUCGCACCGCCGCCACCUACCCUUUCCUCCUCCCACGCGCAUCCUAGCAACCGGCGGCGGCAGGCGGAAGGCGAACAAGAAGGCGGCGACGAUGGGGCACUCCAACGUCUGGAACUCCCACCCCAAGAACUACGGGCCCGGCUCCCGCGUCUGCCGGGUCUGUGGAAACUCCCAUGGACUGAUCAGGAAGUAUGGGCUGAUGUGCUGCAGGCAGUGUUUCCGCAGCAACGCCAAGGACAUUGGCUUCAUCAAGUACCGUUAAUUCACCUGUUCCUGCUACCCUGAAGUGAAGCUGAUCAGGGAUGAAGGAUUGGAGCACUUAAUAGAAUGCUUAAUUUCAAUUCCAGUAAUGUUUGCUCGUGGUUUUAUGUUUUGAUGGAUACUGAAUGAUGUAAUUGUUGAACAUGAGUUAAUUACCCAUGGAGAAGUCUUUUAUCGUUCUGUUGUCUGUGUUUGUCCCCUCUCAUUGUCAUUGUUAGUUAUAAGUACUUGUUUUUUUAUUAGAACAUAUUGGGUCAAUGGCUGUAACAGACCAGCAACCUAGCAAAUAAGCUUAUUUCAUA